GAAUCUGGAGACUCUUUACCGCUACCCGCUUUGUGUUUGUGGGUCUCCUGGGAAACUUGCCAUUCUCAGGACAAACCUCUUCCCCCCCCCCCCCGCCCCCAGGCAUACCCAGCCACCAGCUUCACCAGCAGCCAGCCAGCGGUGCUGAUCGUGUGCGGCCCUGGGAACAACGGCGGAGAUGGACUAGUUUGUGCCCGUCAUCUGAAAAUGUUUGGCUACCAGCCGGCCCUCUAUUAUCCCAAGCGCCCCAACAAGCCGCUUUUUGAAGGUUUAACCACCCAGUGUAAGAAGAUGGAGAUCCCGUUCCUCACAGAGUUUCCCUCUGAAGCUGCCCUCAUCGACGAGGCCUACGGUCUGGUGGUGGAUGCCAUCUUUGGGUUCAGCUUCCAAGGCGCCGUGCGGGAACCUUUCGGGACCAUCCUGGGCACCUUGGAGAAGGUGACCAUCCCUGUGGUCAGCAUCGAUAUUCCUUCUGGUAUGUUGGGUCCAAGUGGGCCUGGGCUGCUUCAUU
Pseudonaja textilis is the source of this 511-nucleotide messenger RNA. Lineage: Eukaryota; Metazoa; Chordata; Lepidosauria; Squamata; Elapidae. The record is from RefSeq and is a predicted model, not a curated record.